Molecule: messenger RNA, 2235 nt
Organism: Helicoverpa zea (corn earworm)
Lineage: Eukaryota; Metazoa; Arthropoda; Insecta; Lepidoptera; Noctuidae
Product: cilia- and flagella-associated protein 410
Exons: 12
Coding region: 503-1597 (364 amino acids)
Biological process (GO): cytoskeleton organization
Molecular function (GO): protein binding
Source: RefSeq, a predicted model, not a curated record
UCAGAAUUUUCCGUUCCGCUGGAAAUUUUUCAAUUUUAAACAAAUGGCUUAAAUAUUACGUAUUUUAUUACGUUAGAUAACAUUAUCGAAAUUGCUAUUUUGAUUAGUGUCGAUUUUGCGCAAAAUGUUAAUAGUCUAAUGUAGAAGUACUACAAGGAAUAAAAUACAUACGUUUUUCAGUGAUAUUUCCACAUAAAAUUUUAGUAAACUGAACGGUUCAAUGCGUGGUAUCAGCUGUUACGAUACGUCCACAGCUGUGAUGUCGUGAGUCAGUGGAAACGUGCUCCACAAUUAAGUCGACCGCCAACGUCAAGUGAGCGGAAACAUCGCGCGAGAUCGUAGCCGCUUAUUGUUUUUCAGUUAUUUGGACGCGCUCGGGGCGUGUUGCCGUCGCGUGUUCCGCCGCAAUGAACUCCGCGCAUACGCCGCCGUAGAUACAUCGCUGUGAUAGUUUCCGUAGCAGUUCUGUAUACAAACAGCAGUGUCAGUGCAGUGCUCCGCCAUGGCUCGCCUCACUGAAGAGAUGGUGAUCGCGCGCUCCAAGCAGUCGGACCUCAGCGCGAUCAAGAAGCUCAACUGCUGGGGUGCAGAGCUGGGAGACGUGAGCCUGCUGCGGAGGAUGCCCAACGUUGAAGUACUCGCACUCAGUAUAAACAAGAUCCGCACGCUGGGCGACUUUGCGGGCUGCCGGCGGCUCCGCGAGCUGUACGUGCGCAAGAACGAGAUCAGCGACCUGCACGAGAUCCGGCACCUGCGCCACCUGCCCGACCUCACCAGCCUGUGGCUCGACGAGAACCCCUGCACCUCGCACCCACAGUACAGGAUGACAGUACUACGGAAUCUGCCCAACCUGGAGAAGCUGGACAACGUGCCCGUGCAGCCCGACGAGGUGCAGGAGGCGAUGCGGCGCGGCAUACACAUACCGGACUCCGAUGAUGAAGGAUACCCACAGCAGCAGGAGAGCUACGGCGGGUACCGGCAGCGCUCGUGCGAGUCCAGCCCCGAGCGCUCGCCCGACCAGUUCGCGCACUACUCGCGCCGCCCGAGGCAUGAGGGCAGCGACAGCUCGGACGCGGGCGGCGACGCGCCGCCGGACUGCGCGCGGCCAGACGCACAGUGUCCGCGCUCCCCCCCGCGGCGCGCCCCCCCCGCCGCGUCGCCCGACGCCGACGAGCGCUACGACCAUCCCGCCAUGACGCGCUCGCACAUCGAGGCGCGCUCGCCCGACGCCGGCUCGCUGCGGCACUCGCUGUCCGCGCAGAGUGUCAAGGAGUACUCGUACUCGUCUAACGGCGAGUGUCGGUACCCGGCCGCCAGCGGCGUCGCGUCGCCGCCCUGCCCGGAGCCCUACUACGAGCGACCCGACAGAUGGGCUUGCAGGUCGGAGUCGCUGACACAGCCGAGCACGGCGCGGGAGUGGGAGUACCCGUCGGCCGUGAUGGCGGAGCACCGCGGCUUCACGCGCCGCCCCGUCGCGCGCAACUCCAACCUGCUCUCCGCCGUGCUCUGCCUCGUCAAGGAGCUCGACUACCCCAGCCUCGAGGUCGCAGAGAUGGCCGUCAGAUGUCGCAUGGACGAGUUGGCCAACAGCCAGUGACGCAGCGCCGCGCGCGGUGACGUCACCACUCUCUAGUCAGCGUGCGCCACGCCACGCCCGCGCCACGUCGCGUCUGCGCCACGCGUGCAGUGCGACACGCGAAUGAACUGUUGUACAUAGUGAGGCCGCCCGCGCCGACACACAUACUCGUACCUACAUUACUAGCCUCGGUUACAUGAUCAAGUUGCUGGAACUUUAAGACUUCAGUUUGUCUCGACUUCCCUCGGUUCCAUAGUCAAACUAGGAACCGAUGUAGCUUAAGUGUCUUAUUAUUUUCUAAUCAAAUUAAUUUUAACGGAGGACGAAAAUGAAUUUGAACAGAAUCCCAAUCGUAAACAAACGUAGGUAAAUGUACUGAAUUACAUAGUAACGAUGAACAAAGCGACUUGCCGUUUGAGCGCCUAUUUUAUGAGCACCCAUACUUCGAAUACUUAAGACUUAGCGCAAAUAAGCUCCCAAAAUAUGUGCUCAAACAUUAUUUUACGAAAGUGUGUAAUGUUCCUGCCUACUCCACGGUAGUGUGAGUGUAUGUGUGUACAUAAUAAUAUGUAUGUGUGCGCGGGCGGCAGUGAGGAGCAAAUUAAUAAGUAAUGUACUCGUAAUUAAUUGUAUUGUAAUAAAUUAACUUGCCGUAACAA